Molecule: messenger RNA, 2592 nt
Organism: Colletotrichum lupini
Lineage: Eukaryota; Fungi; Ascomycota; Sordariomycetes; Glomerellales; Glomerellaceae
Exons: 6
Coding region: 1-2592 (863 amino acids)
Molecular function (GO): protein binding
Source: RefSeq, a predicted model, not a curated record
AUGGGCGUUCUGGCCGCGCUGCAGGUUGCUUCCUCAAUCCUUGCCUUCUGUUACGACGUGCGAUCAGGGAUGAAGAAGAUCACUUGGUCGUUGAUACAGAUAAUUGAGGAAGUCCGCGAUGUUCGAAACCUCAUCGAAGCAGUUCAGUCAGUCCUCGAUCAGGGAAACUUAGUUGAAUCCCCAGUGCCGGACCACGGCGAUACUUCACUCGAGCUAUCCGCGAAAAUAAAGCCUGCGCUUGCAACUUGCUUAUCUCAACUCCAGGCCCUCGAAGCUCGAAUUAAGUCCGAGCUGAUUCCCAAUCUAUUAGACUCAAAGACAAAGGCUUUAGUGAACUCGAUAUCGUGGAAGCUAAAGCUCAACGACACGAAAGAGUCCAUUGCCAAUUUGCAGCGCUGCAAAGAAGGCUUGCAACUAGCCAUAACUUCUCACAACGCAGUGACACUGCGCAAUGUUGAGCGACUGACCAUUUCGCUUGACUACAAGAUGAAUGACUCUCGGGAGCAGCUUGAACACGAGCAACAGAAGGCAGUGGUUGACUGGCUUUCUCCCCUGAGACCGGGCCAAGCUCACGAUAGAGCUCUAAAGUCCCACCAAAAUGGGACUUCGGAUUGGCUACUCGCUGGCCAAGAGUUUCAGGAGUGGUUGAAAGGCGACGCCAACUUGCUGUGGCUGACUGGACCCCCCGGUUGUGGGAAAACGGUCAUGAUAGGUCAGGCCAUCGACUCAGUUGCCGCGCUGGAACAACAAGACUCUCUUUCCGCCUUUGCCUACUGUGACUUUCGUGACCCUGAUACACAGAUCUUGACCAAUGUAUUAGGAACAAUGCUAGCACAGUUGUGCGCUCAUUUGCAUGACCUCCCCAAAGAUUUAUCGAGCGCACAUAAGGCCAGCAUGGAACAAAACUUCGGAUACCCUCCGACUGUCGAGCUGCUAAGUGGUACCAUCGCGUCUAUCGCUGCAACAAAGAGGGUUUACCUCUUCAUUGAUGCCGUUGAUGAAGUCUCGGAUUGUAAGGCAGUAGCGGAGUAUUUGGCCAGCCUAAUCGAUCCCACAACAGCGAUCAAGAUCUUUGCGACAAGCCGCAACGACGUACACAUUCAACGGGCAUUUUCUAGCGCCCGACGCAUCUCCAUGGAAGAUCACUUAUCAGAUGCUGACGAAGACAUACAACGAUACGUCAGUUCACGACUCGAAUCCGACGCUGACCUGAGUUGGCUAUCUUCAGGGUUAAAAGAGAGCAUUCAGAAAUCACUCUUAUCAAGGUCCUGUGGGAUAACCAUUCGCGACAUCAAGAAGUCUCUGCAAAAGCUUCCAAAUGGGCUAGAUGAGACUUAUGGCCGAUCCCUACUGAAAGUGCCGCCCUCAGACAUCCCUCUCAUCCUGAAGACCUUGACUUGGCUUGCGUUCUCACCGGUACCCAUCACUCUACAUGAGCUAUGGGAGGCACUGGCCAUCGAGAAGGGGAACGCUGUCAUUGACGACGAAUCACGCCUUCGAAGUCCGCAAGACAUCUUGGUGAUUGGGAAAAGCCUCAUCACCGUCUCAACUGACGGUCAUGUGAUGCUUUCUCAUCUCUCAGUUCGAGACUAUCUCGUCUCUGCUGAGAUAGUCGAAGUCCCGGAAACCGCAAAGUUUUCCCUUCGUCCAGGUUCAAGCCAUCAAGAGCUAGCUCAGGACUGCCUUACCUACCUGUUGCUAUCGCCCUUUUCUGAUGGUCCCUCUAGUACCCAGAAGGAGUACCUGUCUCGACUGAAGCAGUUCCCGCUUCUCAAGUACGCAACCAAAUACUGGUUCUACCAUGCUCGCAACGCAGACUACAGUGAAGAGACCCAGGAACUGGCCAUGCGGCUCUGGUCGAAAUCUGGUCGGCAAAACUUCAUGUCUUGGGUCCAGGUCUUUAACGCAGAUGCCUCAUUCAAGUGGGACGUGUAUCCGCGACACGCUACAUCACUCUACUAUGCUUCGUCUAUAGGUCUAGAUGAGGUAGUGGAGACUUUGCUUCAGUCGGCAACACCCGAAAUGAUCAAUGCUCCGGGCAGCCGCUUUGGAGGAACGGCCCUACACGCUGCAGCCAUAAGAGAGCACAUCACGAUCAUUAAACGCCUCAUACUUGCGGGCGCUGAACCAGGCAAGCAGGACUUCAACGGUGUAUCGCCAUUACAUAGCGCUGCGAGUCAGGGCAGUCUUGAUGUGGUCAAGGUGUUGUUAAGCAACGGAGCUCCGAUCGAUGUGAAGGAUGGAAUGGAUGGAACUACUCCACUUGAUUGGGCACGUUUAAGUGGUCACGAAGAUGUCGCGAACCUUCUGCUAAAAGUCCUGGAAGAGUGCUCUCCGUCACGUCCUUCUUCGCUGGGAUCACCUUCUAGUACACAGGGAUCUCGCUCAACCCAAUUUUCUCACAAGAUCGAAGAACCGCAGGUGGGGGUCUGGCAGCCCGGCGUAGGUUUCUUUCCAGACUACUACGAAAAGCGAUCCGGACUAGAGUCUUCGCUUGUCCUGAGUAUAAGCAUUGGAGAAGAGACAUCGCAAGUCGAUGGCGAGUUCUUACAAUCUCUGGAGAAGACUGAGAAACCAAAUCCAGUCUGGUAA